AUGCAACGAAUUAUGUUCUUAGCGUCACUUGUUUUUUUCAUUAACAAUGGCCUAUGUCAAAAAGGUUUUCCUAAACAAUUUCAAACAAUAUUGAACAUUACUACGCUCAGUCCAUCUGUACCCGCGACUGAAGGUGUUCAAUAUUUAUUAUAUGAUUAUACAAAUUUAAGAGCUCGUAUUGAUGCAAAAGGAUGGAGAUCGAAACACAAUGAAACCUAUGUGAUACAAUAUAAACCUGAAGGUGCUGAAACAGAUUCGCCAGCUUCGCAAGAUUAUGCCAUAUUUAAUUUCAAUCCUGAUUAUCCUGAGUUCACCAAAAAUGAUUGCUGGUAUAGAACAAAUCCAAUGAUUGAUAUAGGUCCAUUUCCAGCGGCAUGGUAUAGUAAUAAUAAUAAUAAUGAAUUUCAUUUUGAAGUUAAAUCAUGGUUUCCAUUACCAUCAAACCUUAUCAAAACGGGUGAAGAAUGGAUACCAGAAGUUCAAAUGAAUACAAUUAGAUAUGAUUCGCCUGAAAUAUGUGAUCUAAAACGAUCUGGUCUUGGUAAGGUACCAUGUUUAAGUUAUUUUGAAGCACCAGAUAGACCUGUAAAAACUAUUCAAGCACGUGCUGCUGUCGGUUCUUUUGAUAGUGAUCAAUAUACAAGUACAUUUUAUUUAACAUUUAUAAAUGGUAUUCCAUCAGAAGCUGAACAUUUAUUUGAUUUACCUAAACAAUGGCCUUCCUAUUGUGGCAAUGCAAAUGCAGGUUCUACUAUAGAUCCUAUACAUGGAUUUGUAGUAACUCCAGAAGGCAAUGAUCAUUUUACAUUAAAAUUAAAUACACCACCAGUUCGUUCACUUGGUGAUCAAGUUAAAGUUGAUUUUAAAUUACAACCAUCAUGGUAUUACAAUGGUACACGAUGUGUUCAAUUCAAUACAAUCAUUUUCGAUCAAAAAAAUUGGCAAAUACCACAACAAGUUGAUAUGUCAUUUACUGAUUAUGGUUGUUGUAAUUAUGUAGUUACUGCAACUGGUGGUGGAUAUGAAUGGCAAUAUAAAUUAUCAUCGUUUGUUGUUUAUGCAUGUGAUGGAGAAGCUGAAUAUGGUUGUAAAGGCAAAGAACCAUGUGGUGCCUAA
Messenger RNA from Adineta steineri, 1116 nucleotides. The record is from the annotation of a GenBank genome assembly. Lineage: Eukaryota; Metazoa; Rotifera; Eurotatoria; Adinetida; Adinetidae.